Trichoderma reesei QM6a is the source of this 540-nucleotide messenger RNA. RefSeq lists its product as uncharacterized. The record is from RefSeq and is a predicted model, not a curated record. Lineage: Eukaryota; Fungi; Ascomycota; Sordariomycetes; Hypocreales; Hypocreaceae. Bases 1 to 540 code for a protein of 179 amino acids. The transcript is spliced from 3 exons.
AUGGCACUGGUCACGUACCACACGGCAAGCAGAGUCGACCAUGUUGAAAGACGUAUGCAGGAAAAUCAAGGAGCUCGCUUCUCUACACCUAGCCGCCGAGACUAUACAAUGAUUCGAGAGCUGAUUCGAGACAUGCUGGAUCCGCUACGGAAGAGACGAAUACGGGGAGCGACGGCUGCAGAUGCCAGACAUGAUGCACGCAACCUUUCGGGGUUUGCUGGCCAUGUGGUGGGGGGAAAAAUGCCGAAGGAGAUGAGUUCCAACGCUGGAGCAUUGUGGCGGCUGACGCGCAACCUCUUUCUCCUAUGGACGGACCGAACGACGCCAGACGUACAUGGACCUCAAGCAAAGCGAUCGGACCGAAGCAUGUCGUUGGAGUUUUCUUUCACCGCUUCGCCUUUACAUGAACAACGUAAAUCAACAGAGGAGAAUGGAAAGACAGACUCGCCGGAGAUGGCUCCGAAACUAUCUUUGAGGCUCUGCGGCGAUUUACGGCCUAUCUACGAGGAGGAGAGGGAUCGACGCCGCUACGUGCUGUAG